ACUGGUGAAGUGAUACCAAUGCCGGUGCCGUCCAGUUUCAACGACAUCACUCAAAGCCGAUUUAUCCGAGACUACGCGGGUUGGGUCUGGUAUGACAGGAACUUCUUCGUCACCGGCGACUGGUCUGACCCCUUACUGGCCGUAAUCCUACACUUCGGUAGCGCUCACUACGAGUCCAUAGUAUACGUAAACGGAGUGGAAGUCGUGCGACAUAUCGGCGGACAUUUACCAUUCGCUGCGGACGUCACCAAACACUUGAACUUUGGGGCAAAUAAUCGCAUAACUGUUGCCCUGAAUAACAUACUGACGCCGAGUACUGUCCCUCAGGGGACCAUCACUUACAAGAACAACACACAACUGUUCCCAAAGGGCUUCUAUGAGACCACAACUAACUUUGAUUUCAUGAAUUACGCGGGUAUUCACCGACACGUCUCGCUAUACGCCCUCCCCGUCGACCACAUCGACGACAUCGCAGUCACCACUGAUAUCAAGGACUCGACGACUGGUGUCAUAAACUAUGAGAUCACUCAUAGCGUGAAGACAUCGGCGGCUGAAUGUGUUGUGGAAGUGAUGGACAAAAGCGGCAAAAAAGUAGCCGAAGCUAAAGGCUAUUCGGGUUCCAUAACAAUACCGAACGCCAAGUUGUGGUGGCCCUACACUACGGACCCGAACCCCGGAUAUCUCUAUACACUACGCGUGUCUCUCGUGGCCAGCGGUAAGACCGCCGAUGUUUACUACCAGAGAGUCGGCAUCCGUACGGUUAGGGCCACUGAAAAGGAGGUUUUCAUUAAUGGUAAACCCUUUUACUUCCGAGGCUUUGGUAAACACGAAGACGCGAACGUUAGGGGCAAAGGACUGGACCUGGCGUUCAUAGCCAAAGACAUGAACCUGAUCAAAUGGAUGGGCGCCAACUCAUUCCGCACCUCACACUACCCCUACUCCGAAGAGUUGAUGGAUAUGUGCGACGAACAGGGAAUUGUGGUCAUCGACGAGUGCCCGGCGGUAGCCCUGAGCGCCUUCACUGAUGUCUUACAGAAACAACACUUACAAACUAUCACCGAAAUGAUAGCACGUGAUAAAAACAGGCCAUCGGUGGUCAUGUGGUCCAUAGCCAACGAGCCUCAGUCGGACAAAGCGGAGGCUGAAGAGUACUUCCGGGUUAUCUCGACUCACGCCCGGAGUCUGGAUAAGAGCCGUCCGAUUACGGCCGCCAUUAAUCAUGACUACAAUAAUGACAAAAUGGCACAAUUUUUGGACGUAUUGAUGAUCAAUAGGUAUUACGGCUGGUAUUCGGACACCGGUUACACACAAGUGAUUGACUUGCAAUUGACCACUAAUUUACGGCAAUGGCAUAAA
Molecule: messenger RNA, 1356 nt
Organism: Medioppia subpectinata
Lineage: Eukaryota; Metazoa; Arthropoda; Arachnida; Sarcoptiformes; Oppiidae
Source: the annotation of a GenBank genome assembly